CCAGCUGUGCAAUUGCAAUUGCCGCAUUUACUUCGUCUUCAAUUUGUUUAUUUUACGGAAAUAUGCUGCCCAAACUGAAGAUUUCCGCAUUCCUCCUCAAGCGUUUGGAGCGAACAAAGCAGCAGUGCAGCGGCUGUUUGUAUGGAGUUUUCUACGGUGACGGGACAUUACUCCUUUUGAGUUUCAACAUUGAGUCCAGUCUGGGACAGUUGAACUACGAGCAGAUCCAGCACAGAUUCCCAGCGGAGCUGGAUCUCUGUGGAUUGGUCAAGUUCGGUGACUGCAGCGAUGGCGAGGCGCACCUAAAUGAGGUCAUCAAAUCCGUGGACAUCACCGAUAAUCCCAUCCUGUUGCAGUGCGAGCUGGGCACUUUGGUGGGCAUGCGGGCCUCGUUCUUUGUGCACGGCAAGCUGGAGGAGGUGCCCUACGAGGUGAUGGAGGCCGAGCAGCUGUACAGUGACUUUUGCUUUACUCGGCUGCAGUGCGGCUUCUACCUACAGACAGCACCCACGCCAGAGUCUGUGGCACGGGAGAUGCAUGUGCUGCGCAAGCGGGUGGCCGAUGGCUCGCUGGUUUUUAAUGUCCCACAGACCAAGAUCUUUAUCAGCAGCUGUGGUCCACUGGACACGCGGUUUACUGGUGGUGAAUCGCAGAUUCAGGAUCUUAUAGACGCCAUUCCCAAUCCCGGACAGCCUGAAAAGGAGGCUGACAAGAAGAAAUCAGCGAAAGCUGCUACCCCAGUGAAGCACUUGGCUCCCACUGGCUGCGACUACGAGGUGAUUCCCAUCGACGUGAUGCGCACUCGCAGCCGCGAUCCCGUGACUCGAAACUCACCGCCGCAUCCGGCUCUCAGCAUUGCUGUGACCACCGAAGAGCAGACUCGCGUCCAGGUUCCACUGGAGAUAGAAGCCAUGGCCAUACUGUGCAGAAAAACCAAACUUCAGAGGCUGUACGAUGUGCUCAUCGAGAGCAUCUGCCGGGCUUCUCGGUUGUUCGAGUUGAGCCUGAUCGAGCACUUAACCGAAACGGAGAGUGGCAAGCUGCUGGUCCCGGUGAGCUAUCACUUUUAUCCCCAGGAGUUUGGACACUUUGUGAGCUGUGCAUAUCUCGAGGAUCUGGGUGAUGACGAUCCGAAUAUGCAGGAGAGACGCAAGCGUCUACACAGACAGUUUGCUCUGCCUGUUAGCCGUCCCUACUUCCGCAGGGCCAACCAGAUGCGAUUCCUGGAUGAGGAGGAGAAUGUUCCAUGGACACCACUGAUGAACACACACAUUGGAGUCCGGCCCAGCGGCGUGACCGAUGGCAAGGAGUACUUAGUGAAUGGAAACUACCACUACUACCACUACCUGCAGCAACAGGUGCAGGAUAAGGGUUGGGGCUGCGCCUACCGCUCCCUGCAGACGAUCUGCUCCUGGUUCGUGUUGCAGGGCUAUACGAAUGCACCGAUACCGACGCACUUGGAGGUGCAGGAAUAUCUGCACAAGAUCAACGACAAGCCGGCCGCCUUUGUGGGUUCUUCCCAGUGGAUUGGCUCCACGGAGAUCAGCAUGUGUCUGCAGGGAUUCUUGAAUGUUGACUCGAAGAUCCUGCAUGUGGCUUCUGGCGCGGAACUGGCCACCGUUGCCUCCGAGCUGGCCAUGCACUUCCAGACACAGGGCACGCCCGUAAUGAUCGGUGGCGGUGUGCUGGCCCACACCAUUAUCGGCGUUGACUAUUGCGUGCAGACGGGUCAGGUGAAGUUCUUGAUUCUAGAUCCUCACUAUACAGGCGCCGAUGAUCUGGCCACCAUUCAGAUCAAGGGCUGGUGUGGAUGGAAGGGCAUGGAUUUCUGGACCAAAGGCAGCUACUAUAAUCUCUGUAUGCCUCAAAGACCGAUCUUGUAUUGAGUUCUGCCUUAGCAAGGAGGGUAAUAUGUUUCCAAUUGCACUCUUAGAUGGGAUUUUAGGAUCCGGUUGAUAUAUGUAUGUAUACUUUUUAAGAAAUAUCCCAAGGAGUUCCAGAGCAACUUUUAAUAGGUUGAAUGUCUCUAAUUGAGCAAUUUUUAUAACGAUUUUUCAAUAGAAACUUUUUUAGAGCUUUUCGAUUUAUAGAUUGCUUUUUGAGCGGCUUUAAUUGUUUAAUUGGAAUUGCUUAAAAUUCAAAAAAAUUAUAUAUAUUAGUUUUAAUUUUUAUAUAAAAAUGAUUUGAGCGAAAUAUUUAUUUUUGUAUUUAGUUUUAUUUUAAUUUAAGGGGGUAAGGUUGAAAUUUGUUGUAGCUUAAUGAAUUAAAAAAAGCCCGACUUGAAUAUCUGUAGAAUUAGUUAAAGAAGUUAUGGGCCAAAUUUCAUAACGUUUUGUCCAGUAGUUUUUGAGUUAUCGUGGAACUUCUCAGGAGAGAGCUUUGAAAUUUGUUGAUACUCGUAAAUUGAACACCAAACGACUUCUUUUAAACCAAGCAUAACUUUGUCAAUUUUGCUUUGAUCGGUGUGAAACUUUGACAUAAUAUGCUUAAGAUAUUAAACAUUUAUAAUAAAAAAUAAAAUACAAUUAAA
Messenger RNA from Drosophila kikkawai, 2530 nucleotides. It is a transcript of the gene Ufsp2, whose product is annotated as UFM1 specific peptidase 2. NCBI's taxonomy places the organism in Eukaryota, Metazoa, Arthropoda, Insecta, Diptera, Drosophilidae. The record is from RefSeq and is a predicted model, not a curated record.